Drosophila mojavensis is the source of this 4979-nucleotide messenger RNA. RefSeq names its product phosphatidylinositol-binding clathrin assembly protein LAP (gene lap). Gene Ontology annotation, biological process: clathrin coat assembly; clathrin-dependent endocytosis; synaptic vesicle budding from presynaptic endocytic zone membrane. The transcript is spliced from 16 exons. Bases 425 to 2890 code for a protein of 821 amino acids. Lineage: Eukaryota; Metazoa; Arthropoda; Insecta; Diptera; Drosophilidae. Gene Ontology annotation, molecular function: 1-phosphatidylinositol binding; SNARE binding; phosphatidylinositol-4,5-bisphosphate binding. Gene Ontology annotation, cellular component: clathrin-coated vesicle; extrinsic component of presynaptic endocytic zone membrane; synaptic vesicle. The record is from RefSeq and is a predicted model, not a curated record.
GUGCUCACUAUUCUAAUCGGCUGCAAAAGUACUGGUCGCCAUUAUCGAUUUGUGGCAAAAAAAGAAGAAAAAAAUAGAGAAUUAAAGAUCGCGUUACAGCGUUACGCACCGGCUAAAGAGCGCAUUAAACGCGGUGUAAAAAUUAAUUAGUGCAGUAAAAAAAUCGAAUGAAAAGUUUGUGGUGCGCCAGCUAGUCGUGUUUUAUUUUUCGUUAAGCAUUUGCCACAACAACUAAUCAAUAUCAAUACGUCUCCCUGCCUCUGAGUGUGCGUGUGUGUGUUCGUGUGCGUGUACUGGCCUGUCUCACAGUGUAUGUGUAUGUGUGUGCUGUUUGGUCCAUUCUUUGGUGCACAUAAUCAAAUUAGAUUGGAUAUAUAACUAGUGUUAAUUAAGUGAAACCAACAACAACAAAAACAGCUUCAUCAUGACUAUGGCUGGGCAAACAAUCAACGACAGGCUGCUGGCUGCUCGUCACAGCCUUGCGGGCCAAGGACUCGCCAAAUCAGUGUGCAAGGCCACAACUGAGGAAUGCAUCGGGCCGAAGAAGAAGCAUUUAGAUUAUCUGGUGCACUGCACUAACGAACCGAAUGUCUCGAUACCCCAUUUGGCCAAUUUACUUAUCGAGCGCUCGCAGAAUGCCAACUGGGUGGUCGUCUAUAAAUCGCUGAUAACCACGCAUCAUUUGAUGGCGUACGGCAAUGAGCGUUUCAUGCAAUAUCUCGCCUCGAGCAACUCAACAUUUAAUCUCAGCUCCUUUCUGGACAAAGGAACUGUGCAAGAUGGUGGCAUGGGCGUUCCAGGUGGCAGAAUGGGCUAUGAUAUGUCGCCCUUCAUAAGACGCUAUGCCAAAUAUUUGAAUGAGAAGUCGCUCUCGUAUCGCGCCAUGGCUUUCGAUUUUUGCAAAGUGAAGCGUGGGAAAGAGGAGGGCUCCUUGCGUAAUAUGAAUGCGGAGAAACUUUUGAAGACGCUGCCAGUGUUGCAGGCUCAAUUGGAUGCACUUCUGGAGUUCGACUGUCAAUCCAAUGAUUUGACUAACGGCGUCAUCAAUAUGAGCUUCAUGCUGCUGUUCCGUGACUUAAUUCGUCUGUUUGCCUGCUAUAAUGAUGGCAUUAUCAAUUUACUGGAGAAAUACUUUGACAUGAACAAGAAGCAUGCACGCGAUGCUCUAGACUUGUACAAAAAGUUUUUGGUUCGCAUGGAUCGUGUGGGGGAAUUCCUAAAAGUGGCCGAGAAUGUUGGCAUUGAUAAGGGCGAUAUCCCCGAUUUGACAAAGGCGCCCAGCUCUUUGCUAGAUGCCUUGGAGCAGCAUUUGGCCACGCUGGAGGGUCGCAAGGUCUCUGCGGCCAAUACGCCCACACAAUCGUCGAGCUAUCAACGCACAAAUGUUAAAUCCGCUGUCUCUGCACUCUCUUCAACUAGCUCGGCAUUUGGCACUGCGGCAGCAUCUAGUAAAUUUGAUACCUCCAAUGGCAUCGAUGAGCAGCUGAAGGCCCAGGUGCUGGCUGAGGAGGAGGCCGCCAUGAAUCAGUACAAAUCCAAGGUAUCGUCGCCCACUAGCAGCGGUGCUGGUGGUGCUAGCGCUGCACUAACAAAUCCAUUCCUAUCGUCACCGCCAGCCGCCCAGGCUGGUCAGCCGAUAGUUGAUCUGUUUGGUGCCGCGUCGGCACAGCCCGCUGCUGCUGCAGCAGCAUCUGGCGCUUCACAGGCGCUUGCCACAAAGGCGUCCGACGAUUUGCUGCAGCUGGGCAAUCCGUUUGCCGACAUGUUCGAGGCCAGUGGCAACAGUGUGGCAGCUGCCACCACCGGAGCAACAGGUGCUGCACUCAAUGCCAAUAAUUUAUGGAUGCAUAAUAACGGUUUCAAUGGCUCUACAGUUUCCUCCGCUGCUGCUACAAAUGCAUUCGUUUCCGAUAGUAAUUUUACGUCCGUUUUCGGUAAUACGGAACCAACAGCCGCGUCGUCAGCCCCGUUGCCAAAUCCCUUUUUCGAUGAUGCCGUUGUCUAUGGCCAGCUUGGGGAGCCACAGUAUCAGCCACAACAACAGCAACAGCAACUACAACAACAGCAACAGCAGGCCGCAUUAUUUUAUAUGCAACAACAACAACAACAGCAGCGGCUGCAACAGCAGCAGCAACAACAACAACAGCAAGAGCUGGCCUUAUUAACAACUUCCACGAUGUCUCCAUUCCCCACAGGCUUUGAUGCUUUGGGCGAUGUUCUGAAACCGGCCACAGCCAACAGCAAUCAAAUGAAUGUUGUCGCCGCAGGUGCCGCUUACCAGGGCUUCAAUGCCAGCAGUCCGGCCCUAACAUUGCAACAGCAACAACAAAUGAAUACACAACAGCAGCAGUUACUCAUACAGCAACAACAACAGCAGCAGCAACAACACCAACAACAACAGCAACAACAACCAGCUGGCACUGGCAAGAUAAUAACGGGCGACCUGGAUAGUUCACUAAUGUCCCUAGUUGAUAAUUUAAAUAUAAAUAAAACAGCGAGUGCAAAACCCGUGCAAUGGAAUUCACCUAAAAAUACAGCGAAACCAGGUGCUAAUUGGACACCUCAACCAAUGGCGGCUACAACUGGUGCUGGCUAUCGUCCAAUGGCACAUGGCAUGACCGUAAGUCCUGCGCCAAUCACAAUCAAUCAUCCGUAUAUACAUGCUAGUUAUCCUGUUAUGCCAAAUUAUAUGCAGGGCAUGCCGGUGAUGGGGCAGCAGCCGAGUAUGCUGCCACAAGCAGCCCCUUUGACUGGGGGGCAGCCGACGAUGAUGGGCGUGGCGCACAGUAAUGCGACGGUGCCAGCAGCGACAGGGAUCAUGCAACCCACGCAGGCGACGCAGAAUGGAGGCAAUAAAAAUGUACCACUCGAUCCAUUUGGGGCGUUAUAAGGCGCCACCUCAACACACCCACACACACAAACACAUAAGGAGACACACACAAACACACACAUGCACACAUUAAGCGCUAUAACCUCAUAGACAACAUUACAAAUACACACACACACACACACACAGAGAAUACAUAAUAUAUGAAUAUAUAUUUGCAGAUAUUAUAAAAAGAUUAAAGAAAAUUCAAAUUGAACACAAAAGUAAGAAAUUAUAAAUGUUUACACUAUGCUACAAACGAAAUGAAAACGCUAAGAAUUCUAUUAUAAUGUUGAACAAGCAUACAUACACACAUACACAAAUUGCUAUAUACAUAUAUACAUAUAUAUACAUAUACAUAUAUAUUUAUAUUAUUACUAUAAAACGUAAAAUGAGUUUGACUAUUUAUAUGUAUACAACAAUUUAUAUAACUUGUAUGCAAGAAUUUCCAUAAUUAGCUAAAGUGAAACCGAAAGCAAAUAUAAAAACGAAACGUAAAAAAAACAAAAAACAUAGUAGCCUAUGUGAAAUAUACCUACAUACAUAUGUGUAAAUCCUACAUAUUAAGUGUAAGCAAGAACCUGUAGUUGUGUCCUACGCCAAUCACUAAACCUAAAGCUAAAGCUAAAAACGAAACACACGUCAAAUGGAAUCUGUUAAAUACUGAAAUUUAUUGUACACUAUCGGAAAUUAUUGAAAUCCUUGUAGACGCCAUAAAGCUAUAAACUAUGUUACAAUUAUGCUUAGAUGAGAGCGUAUUUGAGCCUCUUAAACAAUUUGCAAUAUUUUAAACCGUUUAUAAAUCUAUUAGUUUCCUAUUGUUAUCUUUAGUCGAUUUUUUCAGACGUUUAGUUUUUGUUUAUUGUUAAAAAACGCGAAAAUGGCAGUAUGGAAAAUGUGGAAAAGAACAGUUAUUCGUAUUUGUAAAAGCAUUCCAAGCUAGUUUCAAUUUGGUCCCAAAUUCAAUUUGUAUAUUUUUAGGUAUUAUUUCAAUUUGCGCUGAGUUGCACUAUUAUAAUUGUAUAUUUAAAGUGAGUGGAAACCAACUUAUAUAUAUUUAUAUUUAUAUAUAUAUAUAUAUUUAUGUGUAUAUGCAUAAUGUUCUAAGGCAUGCGUUGUAUUAGUCAUUUAUGAAAUUGUUUGAUAAACAAACCCAAAAAUUAAACAAAUCAAAUCCAAUCCAAUAUAUAAAAUAAUAUAUAUAUACAUAUACAAUAUAUACAUAUAUAUAUAUAUAUAUAUAUGUAUAUAUAGGUCAUUUAUAAAUUGUUUAAAUAAGCUAAGGGGCGGCAAUACGCUGGAACUGUGUUUAAAUAAAUCUUCGCAUAUAUAAUACACGAGAUAAACGAUUUCUUUUUAUUAUUACUUAUUGUUAAUACUCUUCUGUUGCAGUUGAAUUUGUUUUUUUCUAUGUUUCUCACUUAGCGCUUCUGCAACACGAAUGCAAACUUUUAAGAGCCAACUGCCACACUGAGUUUCCUUUUCGAAUUGUGCUCUUUAGUAUUUAAUUUAAGAGAUCUGAAAUCGAAAUCAUGUACCUAAAGUAUCUCUGACUAAUUUUGCGCUGUGCCUACAAGUAGGCGUUAGUUUCUUGUAAAUCGCGAGAAAUCGCCAAGCGUCGUAGAGUAGGCAACACAAAAUACUCUCUCACACAGACACACUCACAUACACACACACACAGCAAUGCAAUAAUAUUUAGAAGCAACAAUCAUACAUGGAAUUUUCAUGAAAUCUAUAGCUACAAGUAAAGAUCUAACAAAUCAAUGUAAAUUAUAAAUUAUACACUAAAUAUUACUAUAAAUGACAAACAAAAAGAAAAGAUGAAAUGAAAAAAAAAAAAAGAGUUUUAUGACAAUAUUUGUACGCUGCUGUUUGAGCUAAACCUUAACCCAGAACAAAACCUUUAUCUAGGCCUGCGAAGGAGAAAUACAUUCAAGUACUACCUAAACUAAUCAAGUGCGUAUCCAACUCUAUCUACACCUGAGAAUUUCCAAAUGAGAGCGACCACUUGUUGAUGUUUCCAAACCAAAAAAAUCACAAAACUUUGGCAUGAAAGGAAACUGGAAAUGAAAAUUGAAUAUUUACACUAAAAAAAAAAUAAAAUAAAAUAAAA